Molecule: messenger RNA, 4526 nt
Organism: Owenia fusiformis
Lineage: Eukaryota; Metazoa; Annelida; Polychaeta; Sabellida; Oweniidae
Source: the annotation of a GenBank genome assembly
AAAAGACCCCUCCCACUAAUUGAAAAUGCUUCAUUGAGCCACAUUCCAUAGAAGUCUGCGGAUUAUCGGCAUUUUGCUUUAAUUGGACGCAUUAUUUAGGAUAUUUUAUGCAUCAGAGAAGCAGUUGGGAUACAUUUUUCCCUACAUGAUAACCUAAAUAAUUAGCAAUUGACAUAUUAUUCUCAAAUUUGAGGGGCCUUAGAAAAUUACAAGAUUCAAUCAUGGCCCAAGUUAUGUCUCAAAGCACUACAGGAAAGUUUAGUGAUAUUUAUGAUCUAAAGGAGGAAUUGGGGAAGGGUGCCUUUUCCAUUGUGCGAAGAUGUGUGCAAAAGUCAACUGGCCUCGAAAUGGCCGCAAAAAUAAUCAACACAAAAAAAUUGUCGGCAAGAGAUCACCAGAAACUUGAAAGAGAGGCUAGAAUUUGCCGUCUGCUGAAGCACCCAAAUAUAGUAAGAUUACACGACAGCAUCCAAGAUGAAGGAUUUCACUAUCUAGUAUUUGAUUUAGUAACUGGGGGAGAAUUGUUUGAAGACAUUGUAGCCAGAGAAUUUUAUAGUGAAGCAGAUGCAAGCCACUGCAUUCAACAAAUUUUAGAGGGUGUCCAGCAUUGCCACACAAAUAAUAUAAUACAUCGUGAUCUAAAGCAGAUUCUAGAAAGUGUUCACUAUUGCCACCUAAAUGGGGUUGUACAUAGAGAUUUAAAGCCAGAAAACCUACUAUUAGCUAGUAAAGCAAAGGGGGCCGCUGUAAAAUUAGCAGAUUUUGGGUUAGCUAUAGAAGUACAGGGUGAUCAACAAGCGUGGUUUGGUUUUGCUGGUACACCUGGCUACCUCUCCCCUGAAGUCUUAAGGAAAGACCCAUACGGAAAACCUGUAGAUAUAUGGGCAUGUGGUGUAAUAUUAUAUAUCCUCUUAGUGGGUUACCCUCCAUUUUGGGAUGAAGAUCAACAUAGGUUAUAUGCACAGAUAAAAGCAGGGGCAUAUGAUUACCCAUCACCAGAAUGGGACACAGUGACCCCUGAAGCUAAAAAUCUCAUCAACAGCAUGUUGACUGUAAAUCCAGCUAAAAGAAUAUCUGCCUCUGAGGCACUUAAACAUCCAUGGAUAUGUAACCGAGAAAGAAUUGCCUCUGUAGUACAUAGACAAGAAACAGUAGACUGCCUCAAGAAAUUCAAUGCCAGGCGUAAACUUAAGGGUGCCAUCCUAACUACCAUGCUGGUUAAAAGGAAUUUUUCAACGAGUAGUCUGUCUAGUAUGGGGUCAUCCCAAGGCUCAGUGAAGAAGCAGGAAUCUGAUUCAAGUACAAGUUCGGUCACGCCAGCUACCAAUGGUGGUUCCCAGGGCAUAGUCAAUGCAGCUGGAGGAUCAAGUCAACAACAACAAAAUCAGCAACGUUCUCAACCAGCAGCUCCCGUUUUCAAUGAUCUUAAAAAUAAAUUAAGUAUCAUCAGCGAGAAACCCUCGCUAGAGAAAACACUGACUGAGCGCAGCAUAGCAGCAAUUACAGAAAAAUUACACGGUGAUAAAAGUGAAGGCAAGAGUUUGAUGGUAAAGAAGAAUGAUGGGAUCAAGGAGUCCACAGACAGCAGCACAACCCUGGAGGAUGAAGACACUAGAAUGAGGAAGCAAGAGAUAGUGAAGAUUACUGAACAGUUGAUCGCAUCCAUAACUGGAGGAGAUUAUGAUGCAUAUACUAAACUAGUCGAUCCCACAUUAACAUGCUUUGAGCCUGAAGCGUUUGGGAACAUGAUAGAAGGCAUGGAGUUCCACAAGUUUUACUUUGACAAUGUCAUGUCAAAAAACAACAAAGCUAUUAAUACCAGUAUCUUACAUCCUCAUGUGCACUUGUUAGGCGAUGACUCAGCCUGCAUAGCUUAUGUUAGGUUAACUCAAUAUCUAGACAGAAAUGGGAUGCCUCAUACAAUGCAGUCAGAAGAAACCCGGGUGUGUAGUUGUUUCACCAUGUGGGUUGUAGCAAAUGUCACGGAAUCAAUUUAGUGAAACCCGACAAUUGUCAUGGAGAGUCACAUUGCUAGUGCUGCCACCUAUGACAAACAUUUGAAUCGCAUAUAAUUUUGCUGUGAAUUGCAAAUUUGCGGACUAUUCACAGAAAUUGUGGAAAUUUAGCAAUUUUUCUCUAAAACUAGAUUUCAUUGUACCUGCGAUGGUUUAAUGGAAUACAGAAAUAGACACAGAUGAAAGUAGUCCACAUUGCAUCUUCAUCACACAAUGUACUACACAUAGUGAAAAUGUUAUUAACUGGCAUUUAUUAAUAUUUCUAUCAAGUAAAACCUACAUGUACAUGUAGUAUGGUGUCUUGACUCUGGAAACUGCACGGUGGUUUACAUGGUAAAGAUGAUUUUGAUUGGCUAUUAGAAAAAGAGUUCUGAUGAUGUCAUAAUUUUUAGCUAAAAAUCAAAUGUGAAGAAAAAUAUGUAGGUACUAUUCAUUUUGUCUUGUACAGCAACCUGUACCAUAUUACUAUAGCCAUAGCUAUAUUCCUGUAUAUUCAUGGUCCCAAACUACCAUACGAUCAAAAGUGAGAAUAUAUUAUGAAAAUUGUAUAAUGCCUAAGCCCCUCAGGAAUAUUCAGUCAUAAUUUGGGUGAUAUAGAAAUUGGAGUAAAAAUGUUUCGUAGUUAUUUUUUGUUUUAGUUUUUGUUAAGCACCAUGUGACAAGAAAUUAUAAUAAAAUUCAAAGAUUAUAGUUUCAUUAUGAAUAUCAGAAGUUAGUAUAGUUCAAUAUGAAGCAAAUAUCGUUAAUAACAAAUUUUGCUAUAAUUUUUACAGUCAGUUGGAAUAGCAGGAAAAAUGACAUGUACUAAAUUUGGUGCUGUAAAAGAUAACAGCGCAUCCUUGUAAAUAGAAUCUUGCAAUGUAUGUACAUAUAUGGAACUUAAAACAUGUUAUUAUUGAAGUAUCCUACGAGAUACUAAAUUUUAUUCAAACAUUUACAUUUGUUUUCUUUUUAUUAUUACGUACAUGUCUGCUGUUGUUGCAAGGUAUAUCACAAUUUUUGCCAAUAGUGUAAGAAUUCAUAUUUAAUAUUUGUGUUUUUUCCUUCACUGAUGUAAUAGAGAAACUGAUGUAUAUUGUAAUUUUGAUUCGUAGGUAAAGCAUCUAGAAAAAAACAGAACACUUUAUUUUGCUCAGUAAGUCACAAUCCAUAGUAUGGCAUUUUGUUAAGAUCAAUUCACCAUUUUGUCAUUGAAAGUUUAAAAAGUAAACGAUCAGUUUUUAUUUAGAUGUGUCAACAGUUUUGGAAAUUUUGUAAUUUUUCAGAGAUUAUGUUUUAAAUGUGUAUGAGUGCAAUAUACUCUCUGGUGUAUCCGCAAUACAUGAUUUUUUCACCAGUUUCAUUAUCACUGAAUUUGAAAUCAUAAUACAUCAAUAAAAAUCAUCAGAUAAGUUGUUUCUGUAACUGACUGGGCUCCUCUCACAGCACAUUACUUCAUUGUACGAUGUACAAUCGUACAAUGUACAAUCGUACAAUGUACUUGAGAGCACUCAGUUCAGUUCAUAUCAAGUACAGAUCUAUUGGCACAGUAUUUUUACACUUUCUGGAUAUUGUAAAAAAUUAAAUGUGUGUGUUUUAACUUUCAUUAAAUCAUAUAGAGGUCAUGCUUGCAAAUAUGUAAAAUCUAAGACUAGAUAGAGAAAUAUUUGAAGAUUUUGCUCAUUUUCAAACAUCAUCUUUUAAUUACAAAGAUGCACAUUUAAGCGCAUCUGUAAAAUGUUAAAUGUGUAUUUUUUGGAAAAUAAGGAUAUAUUAUUGACAACAUAAGUAUUUACAUUUUGCUUGAUGGAUUCUAAGAUAGUGUGAUAAUGGUAUAGUUUUAGAUUCAACAUAACACAGGGGAAAUGCUAUAACGGUCCCUGUUUGUAUCAACUCACUAGUAUUACGCUCAUUAUAGAUUCACAAAUCGUAUAGAUGGCAGUAGUAUAUUUUUUGUUCACGUUUGCUUCCAAAAAGCUCACAUAUUUGCUGUCCAGUUUAUUAGAAUGGAACAAUAACUUAGUAAGGGGAGGGGAUAUAUUUCAUCAUAGCUCAUUCAUUAACACAAUGCACAUUUUAAGUAUAUUUUCAGGGGAUGGAUGGAACUUAAUAAAUUUUGUUUUAAAAUUGCCCAUUUUGAAUACAGCAAAUAUAUCUGAUUAGACAACGCUUUUCAAGAGUGUGUGUCUAAUAAAUCUUAGUUUCUGAGCUCCAGGGGUCAGUUUUCCAUUUUUGGAACAGUUGUAAAUUAGAUCUAGUUACAAGUCAUUCGUCAAAAAGUAGACAAUGGCUUUCCCGGAAUUGUAAGUUAUGAUUGUACCAAAAAUGAACCCCAGGGUAGGUCUAGUACAUUACUACAUUGGAAGUUUGAUUGACUCCUCUUAUAAGAGAUGCUGCCAUCUAUAGAAUAUUAAUGUUACUAUAAAGAUGUAAAAAUUUCUGUAUGUGGUUUAGAUUGGACAUGUGUAGUCCCGUUAUUAUCUUUUUCCAAUUUAAAAUUAUAAUAUUAAAAAUAAAGAAUAAAACAUGGAA